AUGGCCCGGUUCCGGCGUAAGGCUUGCGCGGCCCUGCUUGCUGUUUUCCUGCUCAUACUCAUCUUAACCGUCGCGCUCAAGUCGUUAACACCGGAGGAAUCUGAGUUCACUCAUGGAAACGCACCCUCGCUGGAACUGAAGGGAGACACAAAGCGGCCCGACGUCCGAUCCGAGCGGCUCGGGAUGAGCCGAGCUCCCCGACCGGACGAGGGUGAAAAAUUAACAGUCACCCUUAGCAAGUUCCCCCCGCCGAACUACUACCUUCAUGCCUUCUACUACAUCUGGUAUGGGAACCCCAGCUUUGAUAGCAAGUACCUCCACUGGGACCACCCGCGGCUGCCCCACUGGGAUCCCAAGGUAGCUCAGAGGUACCCGCAAGACAGGCACAUUCCUCCUGAUGACAUCGGGGCAAACUUCUACCCGGCACUGGGUGCUUACAGCUCAAGGGACCCGGCCGUCAUGGAAGCGCACAUGCAGCAGUUGCGAACAGCUGCCAUCGGUGUCAUUGCCGUUUCCUGGUACCCUCCUGGAACCAACGAUGACAAUGGCGGACCGGUAGACGACAUCUUGCCUAUGUUGCUUGACAUUGCACAGCGCUACUACAUUAAGGUGGCUUUUCACAUCGAACCAUACAAAGGAAGAGACGAAGUCAACAUGUACACCAACAUUAAAUACAUCAUCGACAAGUACGGCGAGCACCCCGCUUUCUUCCGAUACCGCACUGCCACGGGAAAGCUCCUCCCACUCUUUUACGUGUACGACUCGUACCUGCUGAACACGGAGCAGUGGGGCCGGCUUCUGCGGCACACUGAGAGCGGCAGCAUCCGAGACACGCCAUACGACGGCGUCUUCCUGGCCCUGUUGGUGGAGGAGAAACAUCAGCGCGAGGUGAUGACGGCCGGUUUCGACGGCAUCUACACCUACUUCGCUACCAACGGCUUCACUUAUGGUGCCACGCAGCGCAACUGGGACGCCAUCCGGGCCUUCUGCGACGACAACGGCCUCUUGUUCGUUCCCAGCGUGGGGCCUGGCUACGUGGACACUGGCGUACGGCCGUGGAACUUCCAAAACACCCGCAACCGCAUAAACGGCAAGUACUACGAGACCUCUCUGAGUGCCGCGCUGCAAGCCAAGCCUGACUUGAUCUCUGUCACAUCCUUCAACGAGUGGCACGAGGGCACGCAGAUUGAGAUGGCUGUGCCCAAACACGGCCCGACACUCUAUCUGGACUAUUUGCCCAACAAGCCUGCCAUCUACUUGGAGAUAACGCGGAAAUGGGCCGCCAUAUUCGGUGGUGAGCGCAGGAGACAGCGGGAGUGA
Messenger RNA from Nerophis lumbriciformis (worm pipefish), 1320 nucleotides. The record is from RefSeq and is a predicted model, not a curated record. Lineage: Eukaryota; Metazoa; Chordata; Actinopteri; Syngnathiformes; Syngnathidae.